Trichomonas vaginalis G3 is the source of this 1158-nucleotide messenger RNA. RefSeq lists its product as uncharacterized. The transcript has a single exon. The record is from RefSeq and is a predicted model, not a curated record. Bases 1 to 1158 code for a protein of 385 amino acids. Lineage: Eukaryota; Parabasalia; Trichomonadida; Trichomonadidae.
AUGCCAAAACUACUCAACAAGAUAGACAAAACAGUUGCCGCUCUUCAUUAUGGUACAGAUGGAAAACAAAUAUUUAGGACUCAUGGCUCUACACCAAUAUAUAAACUCCCUGAUAACGUCACUGAUCUUGGACAAUUAAAUGAAAUUAUGUAUCAGAAGUAUACUCGUCCAUUAGACCACGCAUUAGCCUCUAUUGGGACAAAUAAAGAUACUAUUGUUCUUAAUAUUAACCAUCUUGCAGCAGAUGGAGGAUAUCUUCAUAAUUUAUUUGAAUUUUUAAAGACAGAUGAAGAUAUCAACUACAUCCCUAGUAUUAUUCCAACAGAAAAAGUAUUUGAAAAAGAAAUUAAUGAAUAUAAUGGAUCUCUUCCAUUGUUCCCAGUUGCAGAUCCAUCGUUAACUCGUGCUAUUCCUCAAGAUCAGUUAAAUUACCAUACAGCAUACGGAAUGUUUACUAAUAACAUAUCAAUUGAUGCAAAAACAUUGAUGACCUCUAAAAUUAACGGAAAGAUCAAAAAUUUGACAGAAUAUUAUUGGGCAAGUGUCAUUUUAUCUGUAUCAGCAUUCAACAACAAGCUUGAAAACACCGGAAUUCCAACAUGCAUUAAUUUAAGACAAUACUUAAAUAAAUCAGAUUUCAACAUUGGAAAUUGUUUCUCUCACGUCAUUGUUUCGACACACGUUACAAAAGAUGAUGAUGUUAAAACAUUGAUGGAUAAUCUCCGUCAAGAUUUCAAUAACAAAUACAAGUUAAGAACUCCAAUUGGAGAAUUGAAAUCACUAAAACAAGGCUCGCUUUUCCAAGCUAGUGUUAAAGGAUUAGUUCCAGAUAUUUCACUCAAUGGAACAUUUAAGAUGGAAAAACCAUUCAAAGACAUGCGAAUUGAUUUAGGAACUAUUGAUGGCUCUAAUGCAUCAAUUCUUUGUUUCAUUGGUUAUUCAAUUGUCAAUGGCAAUCAAAACACAUUGUUUGGAAAGCUCCGUCAUCCAUCUGGUGAUAUCAGUGAUAAUGAAGCUAAAACAUUGCUUUCGUCAUUCCAUUAUGGUCUUCAAAACAUUUCUCCUAAUAUGAAGAUCGGCGAAGUAUUUGACAUGCUUAGAGAUCAUCAGAUGAACUUCAAAAAGAGUUUACAAAAAGAAAUCCAAAUGAUGAUUUAA